Molecule: messenger RNA, 1052 nt
Organism: Triticum dicoccoides
Lineage: Eukaryota; Viridiplantae; Streptophyta; Magnoliopsida; Poales; Poaceae
Exons: 4
Coding region: 123-749 (208 amino acids)
Source: RefSeq, a predicted model, not a curated record
GUGCUAUUAUAUCCUCUGCACCGCUCCUGAUCUGAAUUUCCCCUUUCCUCUUCUUCUUCUUCUUCUUCUUCUUUUCUUCUUCUUGUGUCUGUCGCUCGCAGCUCGCAGUUGAGCUGCCGGAGAUGUCGUCCUCCUCCUUGUCCAAGGCCAGAUUAGAGGGUAAAGGAGGCGGAGCCGGGAGAUCCAUAUCGCUGGCCGCCUCCAGGGCCAAGCUCGCCGCAGCCACCAAGAAAGCUACUACUACUAGUACAGCCGGAGGCGGGCGGGGCAAGGGCAAGGCGGCCAAGAAGGUCUUCUCCCUCACCGGCCAGAAGUUCGAAACACCAGAGGAGAGGGAGCCCCUGAGGAUCUUCUAUCAAUCGCUCUCCAACCAGAUCCCAUCCAGCGACAUGGCCGAAUUCUGGCUAAUGGAGCACGGCCUGUUAUCUCCGGAGAGAGCCAAGAAAGCCUACGACAGGAAGCUCAAACGGCAGCAGCAGAUCAAAUCAGGGAUCCCCAUCAAGUCGUCAAAUUCCACCACUGUCAACAAGCACAAUAACAACAAUAAACCUGCAGAGAGCUGGAAGAAACCUGUACCAGUGGUUUCUUCUUCUUCCACAGCGCGUCACAACACAGAUCAUUCCGCCGGCAAGGCCAAGAGAAGAGUCGAGUACAGCAGCGACGACGACGACGACGACAAAGAAUUCAUUGUCAAGCUCAAGAGACCCAAUUUCAACUCCAACUCCAAUUCCACUUCCAGGGGUGGCUGAACUGCUCCUCAACUUGAUGAAUGGGCCUGUCUGUCUGUUUGUUUGUUUCUUUCCGGCUAGCACAUAUCCUACUACAUGGAUCAUCAAGCAAUACCAUCUCUGAUUCAGAUUCAGAUCACUAACUCGACUUUUAUUUAUUUUGUUUUUCACCCUACAAGUACAACAACGAAUUGGCUCUUCUGUUCUGACUACAUAUAUAUGUCUGUCUGUGUAUUUGAUUUCAGAGACAAGAUAGACCUUACCUUUUUGUUGUAAGCAAUGCCUAUAUUGUGAAAAUAAUGAAUGAAUGAAUAAAUGAACACA